Messenger RNA from Calypte anna (Anna's hummingbird), 4347 nucleotides. It is a transcript of the gene ACSL1, whose product is annotated as acyl-CoA synthetase long chain family member 1. NCBI's taxonomy places the organism in Eukaryota, Metazoa, Chordata, Aves, Apodiformes, Trochilidae. Gene Ontology annotation, cellular component: membrane; endoplasmic reticulum. Gene Ontology annotation, biological process: very long-chain fatty acid metabolic process; long-chain fatty-acyl-CoA biosynthetic process; long-chain fatty acid metabolic process. The record is from RefSeq and is a predicted model, not a curated record. Gene Ontology annotation, molecular function: arachidonate-CoA ligase activity. The transcript has 21 exons. The coding region runs from base 439 to 2535 and encodes 698 amino acids.
CCCUGAGUGCCUCUGCCUCACCAGGGUGCACCCCAGACCCUGCAGCCCCCUCAUAAAGUUUAGUGAUGCUGAAUAGAUGACACCCUGGACUGCAACGAGGUCAUCAUCCUCUUCCACCACUUCCAUACUGAAUCUCACGUCCUUUUAGCCCGGUUACAGCAGAUGCAGAUGUCGUUGUCAAAGCUGUAAGAAUAAAUUCACUUGCAAGCUGCCACCUCAGAUUGUUAAGGUACAAAGCGAUGCACCCGCAGUGCCGAUGCUCCUCUCGCUCGCUUGUGAUUCCUGUGAUCUGUGCCCCCGUACAGCGUUCCUCCGCCCUCACCGGGGCUUGGCACGAAGUUCUGCAGCACCGGCGGGCCAAGACGCUUCAGAGAUGCCACGGAGACUGUCGCAGCCGGCAGAAAGAUUCCAGCAUCAGGACAACCCCACUGAACUGCAAUGCAAGCACAUGAGUUGUUCAGACACCUACGAAUGCCAGAAUUUGGGGACGUCAGGCAGUAUGUGCGCACCCUGCCCACAAACACGCUGAUGGGCUUCGGGGCUUUUGCAGCUCUCACAACCUACUGGUAUGCAACAAGGCCGAGGGCACUAAAACCACCAUGUGAUUUAGCAAUGCAGUCUGUGGAAGUAGAGGGUGGUGAGCAUGCUCGAAGGUCCUCUCUUCUGAACAGCAAUGAACCAUUGAUUUACUACUAUGAUGACGUGAGAACAACUUAUGAUAUCUUCCAAAGGGGUGUGCAAGUAUCAAAUAAUGGCCCAUGUCUUGGUUUUAGAAAACCAAACCAGCCAUAUGAGUGGAUCUCCUAUAAAGAGGUUUCAGACAGAGCUGAGUACAUAGGCUCUGCAUUACUUCACCGAGGCUUCAAACCAUCUCAUGCUCAAUAUAUAGGAAUCUUUUCACAAAACAGACCUGAGUGGGUUAUCAUUGAACAAGGAUGCUAUGCAUACUCCAUGGUGGUGGUGCCACUCUAUGAUACACUGGGAACUGAAGCAAUUGCAUACAUUGUGAACAAAGCUGACUUGUCGUUGGUUUUCUGUGACAAACCUGAUAAGGCCAAGCUUCUCCUAAGUGGUGUGGAAAAGGGGGACACUCCAAUACUCAAUACCAUUGUUAUCAUGGAGCCUUUUGGCACAGAUCUUGUGGAACGUGGCAAAAAGUGUGGGGUGGAAAUCUUCAGCAUGAAAGAAAUAGAGGAGCUGGGAAGAGCACACAGGCAAAAACCCAUGCCUCCAAAGCCAGAAGAUCUAGCAGUCAUCUGUUUCACCAGUGGAACGACAGGAAACCCCAAAGGAGCUAUGAUCACUCAUCAAAACAUAGUCAGCAAUGCUUCAGCUUUUGUGAAAACUACAGAGAAAACAUUUAUGCCUUCCUGUGAUGACAUUUUGAUAUCAUUCCUGCCCUUGGCUCAUAUGUUUGAGAGAAUUGUUGAGUGUGUGGUUCUGUGCCAUGGAGGUCGGAUAGGAUUCUUUCAAGGGGAUAUCAGACUACUUAUGGAUGACCUAAAAGCACUUCAGCCAACUGUAUUUCCUGUAGUACCAAGAUUGUUGAACAGAAUGUUUGACAAGAUUUUUGGACAGGCAGAUACUACAAUAAAAAGGUGGAUGCUGGAUUUUGCUUCCAAGAGGAAAGAAGCAGAACUCAGAAGUGGUAUAGUUAGAAAUAACAGUUUCUGGGAUAAAGUAAUCUUCAGCAAAAUACAGGCUAGUUUGGGAGGAAAAGUAAGGCUGAUGGUCACAGGAGCAGCACCUGUAUCUGCAAGUGUACUGACCUUCCUGAGAGCAGCUCUUGGCUGUCAGUUCUAUGAAGGUUAUGGACAGACUGAAUGUACAGCUGGGUGCUCACUGUCACUUCCUGGAGAUUGGACAGCAGGUCAUGUUGGAGCACCCAUGCCAUGCAGUCUCAUCAAGCUUGUUGAUGUACAAGAAAUGAACUACUUGGCUGCCAGAGGAGAGGGUGAGGUAUGUGUGAAAGGGCCAAAUGUAUUUUGUGGCUAUUUGAAAGAUGCAGAAAAAACAGCAGAAGCUCUGGACAAAGAUGGCUGGCUUCAUACAGGAGACAUUGGGAAAUGGCUACCAAAUGGUACAUUGAAGAUCAUUGACCGGAAAAAACACAUAUUUAAACUAGCCCAGGGAGAGUACAUAGCACCAGAGAAAAUAGAAAAUGUAUAUCUGAGGUGUGAAGCACUUGCUCAAGUGUUUGUCUAUGGAGAGAGCUUGCAGGCCUUCUUAGUUGCUGUUGUGGUACCUGAUCCUGAGACCUUGUGCAAAUGGGCCAAGAAAAGUGGAUUUGAGGGCUCAUAUGAAGAGCUAUGCAAAAACAAGGAUGUCAAAAAACACAUUCUGGAAGACAUGGUGAGAAAUGGGAAAGAAUCUGGUUUGAAAUCAUUUGAACAGGUCAAAGACAUCUUCGUGCACAACGAAAUGUUUUCUAUUGAAAAUGGCCUCCUGACCCCAACGCUGAAGGCGAAGAGACCAGAGCUGCGAAAAUAUUUCCAGCCCCAGAUAGAUGAACUCUAUGCUAAUGCCAAAAUGUAACUGAGAAUGGAACGGGGAAAGCAGCACACGUCUGUCUACUGUUGGCCUUUGUAUCUGUAAUUUGACUACAGCAAACAUAGGGAAGGAAACUGUGCAAUCAUUAACUUGUACAAAAAAUGGGUACUUACCAUAGGAACACUGAAGAAAUGCAACACUGCCUUACUGUCAAGUUGUGUUGUAUACUGUUUUUAUGGUGACCUGCGAUUUCCCAAAAGAGCCUUAACUAUAAAUGGUAACUAUAUGUAAGUUAUUUAAGACUUCCUUGGCCAAAAAUGGGACUCUCCUUCACUAAGGAGCUAAGGUUUUCUUAUUGCCAGCGUGUUUUGCUGUCUGCAGUGUAUUUUGCAGUUGUCAGUUCCACAAAGGGUUUGGCAGGUUUGAAAAUGCCUCAAAGUAUCUUGAGUCCUCAGAAAGAUUACUUAAUCUGCUUAAAAACAAACCAACAGCCCCUGAAAAACCACAACAAAACCAACAACCCACAACCACCAAAUAAACUUCCUACAGUUGUAUACAUGGUAUCACAUUAGUCCUAGUGUUAACUGAGGUAAGGCAUCUGAGUGCUUUUACUCCCUUUUAUAUCUGCAGACAGUCCUGAGAUCUACUUUCAUAAGGUAGAAGUCAGUACUCCACACAAAGGAGACCCAAUGAAUUCAGGUUCCGUAGAGUAAAUCUGCCUAUGGUGGUUCUGCACUGAAAGUGUGGAUACAGUUGAUUCAGCAAGUGUAGUCUUUGCUACAUUAACACAAUUCCAGAGUGGUGCCAGCCCUGUAAACGAAUAGAUCAUGACUCUGGCUAGAAAACUAGAGACCUAAAACCAAAACCAUUGAGGAGGCUAGGCUAUGCUAACAGUCAGGUAAACACUGCACCUGUACUAGCCACUUUUUUCCCUGUAAUGACCGUGUAUUUAAAAUGCAUUUUUUUAAAAUGUGCCAGGUCCUCUAUAUGCAGAAGAGCUUCUGACAUAACCUCUGUUUUCUGUGCUUUAUGUAUGAGCCACUGAGUAUUCUUCACUGAAUAGCAAAAAUAGGUUCAGGUAGAAUGUUUUUGCCUGAUGCUUUGCAGCAAUUGGAAGUAUUUAAAUAUGCCAACAGAACUGUGUGUUGGUGUGGGAUUAGGUAUUUAUUCAGGGAUAAAAACCUAAUUCCCUGAUAAAUUACAAAGUAACUAAUUACCUUUUUGUCUGAGAAAUUGGCAGAAAUAAGCCUUAUUACAGCAUAAGUCUUUUGCUAUCCUUAACAGAGUUGGUUAUGCAUUAGCAUUCAUUGCUGUUUUCUGAAAACAUGGAUAUAUGUAAAAUACAAGCACAACAAGGUUUGCACUAAGAUUUGUGUGUGAUUGUAAUGCACUACUCUGUAGCAUAAUUUCAUACAUGAGUGCAAUUAAGGUACACAAAUCCAAGUCAACUGUUAGAGCAGUAGUUUGUUACAUUGGAAUUCAAAUGUUUGCUUAGUGUUGGCUAUUUCUAUGUUUUAUAAAACCAAAACAAUUUUCAAAACCAAUGAAGGAAACCAAAAUAAAUAUUUCUGCAUUUCAAUUCAGUGAAGUGUGUGUUUAUCAAGGGAAGAUGCUGACUAUCAAGCCAAGGUGUAAUUUGGUAACUGACAAGCUGCAAACCUCCACUGCUACAAACACACUAAAUAGAGGGUAAGUGCUGGUUGUUGACAUGUUAAUUUUGGAAGGUACCCUUCUUUGCUUUGAUCUGAUAUUUCUGUGUAAUCUUUUCUGGCCAACAUCUGUAAGAAGGGGAAUGUUAUUGUAUGUAACUUUCUCCAUCAGCAUUCUUAAACAAAAGCAUCCUAAUUUUUGCCUUCA